CAAUCAAAUAGAUUCGCUGCUCAAAGACGUAAAGUCGCCAAGAAUCGCCAGGAAUUCUCUGAGUCAGUCUGCUUCAGAGGGAACCUCUGCUCACAUUGUGGACAUUGCAUGGGCGGAUCAGAGUCGGCCGCGAAGCAAUGCUCGUGGAAUGUCGUGGAUGCACAUCCCCAGAGUGACAUCGAUUCCGAGCUCGUGCUCAGAAAAGGAUGCAGAUCUGAGCUCGUGGCGUCGUGGCCCGUAAGCACCAGGCCGCAACUGCUAGCACUUUGUGAGAAACUGGUGCACUCCGGACAGGAGGCACUGCUGGUAGCUGUGCCAAAGGCUUGGCGCCCGGGCAAGGAGAACCUGCAGAUGUGCGCUGAAAGUCCUUCACGAGUCCAGCGGAGCGCUUCGGUGCUCGCUAUCUGCGGAGCCAUUGGCCUGCUGCUGCUCGAUCGGCUGCUACCUCCAACGAGGUUGCCGUGUGAGCACGGCUGGUCUGGCACUGCGGUGGCGACCUACAUCCAGGACAAAGGCAUCACGACGAAGGAGCACUACAACCUGCAGAACCCGGCGACGCACUUCCUGGUGGCUGCUGGUGGUGGCUUCAUCCUGAACAUCACCUACUGCAUCAUCUUGGUCUUCGUCUACGGCAUCUUCCUGAACGACCUCUACGCCUUCGACCUCAAGCUGCACUUCGUGGACCUCGAGCUGAACUACGUGGACAUCCUGCUGAACUCCGUGGGCUACAAGCCGUUGGACUUCGAGAUGCACCAGCCUCCUUCCUCAAGCGGAAGCAUACCGCUUCAGGAAUAUCGAAGAGAUAUUCCACCUGGUUGGUCACCAGGGAAUCCAGCCUACCCGCUGAAGGAGUACUUUGAGAAGCUCAGGUUAUGGUACCGAGUAUGUGGCUUGGAGGACGAGCUGAUCGGCCCCAUGAUAGCUGGCCGCUUGUAUGGCUGUGCCUCCAAGGUGGCGAUGGCUCUGAGGGUGAGAAGGCCUGAUGGCACCUAUGACGUGGGCGACGCGGCGCUGGUCAGAUUGGCCGUGGAUGAGGUGGUCGAUCCGAACACUGGCCAGGUGAUCCAGGCCCACAUUCCCAGCGGAGUUCACCACUUGGUUCAAGCUCUCCGCAAUGCCUUUGGCCAACAAGACCAUGACAUGGCCACUCAGGCGCUGGAGAGGUUUUUCUCUCUCACGAGAGGAAAGAUGAGCCUUGCCGAGUAUGCGGUGGAGUUUGAUUCGAGGAUGGAUGAGGCUCACGACAGAGCCGGCCUUGUCAUGAACGAUGUGGCGAAGUUCUACCUGUUCUUCAAGGGUUCAGGUUUGAGCAACAAGGCCAUCGACGACAUCAAGCUCCAGGUCCAAGGAGAUCACAGUCGCUUUGCAGAUGCUCGAGCUUUAGCUUUGAGGUUGUCUCCAUCUCGACCCGAAGAACAUGGCGGCGACGUCUUCUAUGCGGACCAGGACGACUAUGACGAGACGGUCAACUAUGACGCCUGGUAUGACUCCUCCGAGAACUAUUGGUACGACGACUACUCCCAGGACUAUGGCUAUGACGAUGAAGGCAGUUGGCACUGGGAUGGAGAAGAGCUCUACUAUGGCGACAUGGAUGACUGGUAUGAUGAAGAUCAAGAAUGGCAAGAAGAAGGCUACCAAACCGCCCGUGAAGACUCCCUGGAGACAAACCCUGAGAAUGCCGACGAGGUCAAGGAAGAGCAAGACAACUCCGAGGAGUUCAACAUCCACACACCGCCUGAUGCAGAGGACUUCAUGAGCAUCCCGAGAUCUUCAACCAGGACAAGAUCUACUUCGGAUGGUCAUGGACAAGAACAUGGAGCUGUCAUGCCGGAGAAGCGCAUCCACGAGGCCUUCAGCUUUGCCUUCAACAACUACUACCAGGCCACGGACUACUUCAUGGUCAGAGGACAGAAACGUCGAGGCCUGAUCAUUGAUCCAGGAGCUGCCAGCGGACUCAUCGGAUCAGAGACCCUUCGAGAUCUGGAGGAGCCACAGUCAUCGAGAUUGCUGAGAUUGCUGUUGACUGACAGCGGACACUACAUCCUUGCCACCGACGGCAUUGACGAGACCAAGAUCACCAAGGACGUGCAAAAGGAGACCUACACGUUCUGCAGUCAAGUGCUCUCUAGCAGCAUCGAGAAAUGGCCAAAGUCCGAGAUCAAUCCCCGGUUGCUUCAUGUCUUCGCUGUGACGCAGGCAGGAGGGAACCGGUGUGAACAACAACAAUAUGAAUCACGUGAACAUCGUGAACAACAAGAAUCCUCCUCUACUGACGACAAGGACAAUGGCGACAAAGCUGCCAACAUCAUGGACAAGCCCGACAAGACUGACACUGAUGCGACAGUCACCCAUGAAUCUGAUGGCAAGCUCAACUUGGACAAGAACAACCACGAUGCUGUCGAAGCUGUUUCACAACCAGGCAUUUUGCCUUCCAUGGAAUCCACAAAGGAGCCCAACAAGCACAACGUUUUUUCCAGUGAGCCUAAGCUCUGCGGGCCUACAUCUUUUUCUGCGACAACUGAGGAGUUGCCGAAGAUUGUCAAGAAGGUGCACUUCGACGAUGCGCAUCAGCCUGCCUCUUUGGAAGCAGCAUCCAACAACGUUGAAGAGCCCUCCAACAAGGAUGAGAAAGACUCCCUGGACAUCCACUACAAGGAGUCUGACUUUCCCAUCUACACCGAGGACAUGCUUCCUGAUGGAGCAGACCAUGUCAAGCUGAAGAAGCGCUACAAGGCGAUCAAAGAGGAGUUCUACACUCAAAGUGGUCACCGACCAGUGACACCCUCCAACUUUCGCAGUUGGAUGAACAAGUCCAAGGGCAGAAACAAGAGAUGGCACUUCUGGGAAAUCUUCAGUGGCUCAGGCAGACUCUCCCUGACGCUUUUGCUUUCAGGCUUAGCAGUUGGACCUCCAAUCGACAUGAGGUAUGGCUGGGACGUCAACAACACUUCUCAUCAAGCCAUGCUUCUGGAAGCCCAACGAGCGUUCAAGCCUGGCACUAUCCACUACGCACCAGACUGUGCACCCUGGAGUGUGUCAUCAAGUUCCAAGGAUCCAGCACUACGACAUCAAGAUCGUCUUCAUGAUCUUCCAGCCUUGAAGUUUGUCCAGAACAGCUGUGAAGAACAAUCCCGAGAAGGACGCGGCUACACUGUGGAGCAGCCCUAUGGCAGUGCCAUGAUGGAUGAAGGCUUGCGCCUUGACCGCAUCCCUGACUGCAAGAAGAAACAACGAGUUGACCAAUGCAUGCAUGGUGCAGUCAGCGAACUUGGUGAUCCUGUCCAGAAGGCAACAGCCCUGAUUGGCAACAUCAAGUACAACAAGACAGCUUUGAGGUGCAGUGGUCAUCAAGGUCAACCACAUGCUCAUCUACAAGGGCAGACUGGUGGUCACAAUCGCACCACUCUUGCUGCGGUGUACCCAAAACAGAUGUGCCAACGAAUGCGGCAGGACAUCAUCAAGUACCUCCACAACCGCGACCUCAUGCGGGUGAAGACUGAGAACUUCUAUGAGUGCGUUCGCUGUACCUUGGGACGCUUUUGCCCAAAAGGAAUUGACCACACCAUGAUUCCUGGACAAUGUCGACAUGGACGCUAUGCAGCUGGGACCAAUCCAAAGUUGAAGUCAACGUCAUCUGCGGCUGACCCCAUCACUGACUGGAAGAAGGCGGCAGACCGCGAAGCUUUGGAUGUUGUCCAACUCGACAACGAGCUUGACAAGGAGUUCAACGUCAAGGAGUCCCACUACCUGAAGAAGCUGCUCAUUGAAUCAGUGAACAACGCUCUUGGCCUGUUCACAGAAGCCUCCAACCGCAAGAUCGACUACACCCACUGGAUCGACAAUCCUGUGGCGAUUGCCUUGUUCAAGGAGCUGUUCAAAGAAGUCAUGCAGGUGAAAGCCAUCAAGGUUUUGCUGCGACCUUUCAGAAAAUCCUCAGCUGAACCACACCUUUCUAUGGCUUCUGGCUACCUGCGGCUGUUCAUCAUUGGCGAUGUGAAGCACUGGAAAGUUCUGAAGAUUGAAGACAUGAGAGAGCUCGGCUUCAGCCAGAUCAACGAGGCGAUAGAUGAGGAUGACUGGGUUCUGGUCUUGUAUGGUGUCGAACUUGAUUCAGUACCAGCACCAUCGACACCCGCUGCACGAUCCAGAUCUAUCCCAGCUCAGCCUGCACUACCACCUCGACGAGAUGAUGCAGCACUUGUUCCAGCGGAACCACAACCCCAAAUCCAAGAACGACCUGAUGAUGAACGAGAAGAAGAAGCUCUGGCUAUUCCAGCAUAUGAAGAGUUCGAGGCACAUGGACGAGCUGCACUAGCUCCAGUCAAGCCCAACUACAACUUGCGGCGAGUUCUUGAACGACUUCCCAAAUUGGUGGAUUCUGGUGACGUGACCACAGCCAAGAGACUGUUGGUCGGCCUUCAUGAACGACUUUGGCACACACCGGCAGGAGACUUUUGCAACCUCCUUCGCCGAGCUGGACUUCCUCAACCAGUGAUCACCCUUGCAGCUGAAGCAGUUCAAAGCUGCGUGGUGUGCCGGAAGUUUGUCAGAUUGCCAAAUCGUCCACAAGUACGAGCUGGAGGUGCAACCAUCUUCAACGAGACGGUUCAGUUCGACUUGUUCCACCUGGACGACGUCACAUACAUGAUCCUGCUGGAUGAAGCUACUCGCUUCAAGACCUGCUCAGUUCCUGAAGGACAAGAUGCACAACAGUUGCUGGCCUCUAUGCUUCAGAACUGGAUUCAGUUCUUUGGUCCACCUGCCCGACUUGUGCUGGACCAACAAGCCUCUCUGAUGUCACAUGAAGCUGGAGGUGAAUUCGAACGGAUGAACAUCGUUCGAUGUCCCAGAGGAACGACUCAAGGACAAGGUGCCGAACAACACACUGGAACUGGCUUGGUUGAACGACAUGUUCAACUUACCAAGCUCACUAUCAUGAAGUUGAAAGCCGAGCUUCAACGCCAAGGUCUGAACCCAGAACCAGCUGAACUUGGAAUGGAAAGCGCCAUGGCGCACAACCAGACGAUCAACUAUGGAGGUGCCACACCAAGCAUGAGCGUUUUUGGCAUCCUUCCACGUGGGUUCUACGACCCUGAGACUCCAGGUCUUCUUUCCACUUUUGGCUCCAUGCAGAAGGACGUGACGGUGUUCGAACGCGCUAUGCGCAUCAGGCAGACUGCCUUGGCCCAGACACAUCAAGCGAUCAUUGAAGAUCGUGUCGCAAGAGCCAACCGACAUCGUCCUCACCAGCUGGAGACAGACAAGCUCACAGCUGGAGUGUCUGAAGUGGAGUACUACAGAGAAGUUGCAGGAGAUCCUGGAUGGCGUGGCCCAGCACUUUUACUACGACUUGAUCAAGAUGAAGGUGUUGCUGUGAUCCAGUACCAGGGCAAGCCCUACUUGGUUUCUUUGAGACACAUCAGGCCCUACGUUGGCAUGUUCCACUUUGAGAUGGUCAACGAACCUGUGGAGAACGAGCUCAACAACCUGAUGAAGUACGUGGAACACCUCUGCGAGUACAAGGCCUAUGUCAUUGGAUGGAUCCAGAAGAAGAGUGGCACUUGGACCAAGACUCCAAAGGAGACACCAGCUAUCACCAAGGCGAUGGAAUGGGCAGACAAGAUCUCCAAAGCCAUGACCAAGAAGCCAUUGCAUGGCAUCAUCAUGGGACGAGCUCUCAAAACCUUCAAACCUCCCAACAACACGACUGGCAAGUUGGUGACAUGGAUUCAAGGUGGCAAGAACUACUCCGUGCAGGAGCACUUGAAUGCGAACCACCUGAGAAUGAAGAAAAUCUCCAACUAUACCAGGGAGGACCUCUGCAUCAUCUACUUCUACUACUACAACCUGGACAUCAAGGAGGAGAUCACCUACGACCCAAAGUCCAAGGAGAAGCCUGCGAAUGACCAAAAGCCAAACGGCGAUGGUUCAGAGGAGAUGGACACAGAGAACGUUCCAAAGAAACGAGAUGAGCCAGAAGAUCCAGGACAAGAAUCUGAGAAGAAGAAGCAGAAGGUCGCGAUGGUGAAGAAGGACAUCAAGAAGGUGGCGAUUCUGCAGAAGGACAUCGAGUUCCUACGGAGCUUCUACACCAUCAACGCCAACACCAAGAUCAUCCUGGACUUCCCAUUGGAAUGGAAGAUUGGCUACAGCAUCAUGCUGCCCACGGUCAAGAAUUUCCUGACCCAAGAGUAUCAACAUCGUCAACGACAAUGUGGACAUCUCUUCACCUUGGCCUACAAGACAUCCGGCGAUGCAACAGCAUGCCUGAGAACCGCUCAGAUCUUCAAGGUCGACGAGGAGACCAACAACAUCAAUGAAGGUGACAUCACACCCGAUCUAUGGCAUUUGGUGGAUUCAGCCGAUCGAGCUGAAGUCAAGCAGUUUGUGGAGGAGAAAGCAUUCAAGAAGAUGCACAGGAGCAAGUUCACGGCCGAGAUGGUCAUCAUAGAUGCCAGAUGGGUUCGGAAGUGGAAAAGAUACCCAAAUGGCGAGUUGAAGGUGAAAUCAAGACUCUGUGCAAGAGGAUGCUUCGACUCUCAGAAAGACCUCUUGACGACGAGAUCUACCACUGCCACAAGAUUGAGCCAACGACUUCUUUUGAGUCAUGCUGCACGAAAGCGCAGCCGAAGACUCGAGUCCAUUGACAUUGCUGGCGCCUUCCUGAAAGGCUUUUCUUUCUCCGAGAUUCAACGAGCUCUACGUGAAGCUGGAGUUGAUGCACCAAGCCGAGUGGUGGUACUUCUACCUCCCUUGAACGUCUUUCGUCACCUGAGUGACCUGAGCCCUGACUUCAAGGGGAUGACAGACCUCCAGGCUAUGGAGUACGGCUUACUCUGCGUCAAGCCGGUCUAUGGGUUGAAUGACGCCCCAUUGGCAUGGCAAUUGUGCCUGCACCAGUUUCAACCAUGGCUGGACCAUAUGCACCAGCUGUUCCUCAAGCGUUUUGGCAAGGUGACCAGACAGACCCUACCAUUUGUUCACUGUGGCUGCAAGUAUGAGAAAACGCCUACAGGCUACAAGGUCAGCCAACAAGAGUUUGCCAGCAAACUCCGACCUGUUCCAGUACCAGAACGAGAAGACACUUCAAAGCUGACCAAAGAAGAAGUAUCAACCUUUCGCUCAAUCCUUGGAGCACUUUUGUGGUUGACUGCCACACGCCUUGACAUCAUCGCAGAUGUAUCAGUUCUUCAAGCGAAGGUGACAGUGGCUGAGAUUCAACACCUCAAGCAAGCCAAUGACAUCCUGAUCAAAGUGGCGGAGUACAUCGAGGUUGGACUUCACUACAGGAUGAUGGAAGCCAAGCACAUCAGACUGGUGUGUAUUCACGAUGCUUCCUCUGCUGCUCAAGGACGAAGCUAUGCUCAAGAAGGUUUGCUGAUUGGUAUCAUGGAAGACAAGUUCCACGACGUCACUUUGGAAGCUGAGACUGAAUUCCAAGAUGGAGAAGGCGAACAUGGAGUGGAGAACCAUGGUGGAAUUUUCCACAUUCUUCAUGCCAGUGGUUCCAAGGCGAAAAGAAUUUCCUACAGCACUUCACAUGCUGAAACCUUGUCUAUGGUUGGUGGAAUGGAAGCCUCAACUAUGAUCAUGGUUAGACUGGCCGAACUACACCAUCCUGCCAAAGCUCCCACGAUCAAGCAGCUUGUGCAGAUUCAAGAAGCUGGCGAUCCCAAGAUCCCAAUGGACUUUUAUGGAGACUGCCGAGAUCUAUUUGAACUCAUCACUGGACGACGAACGCUGCCUCAAGACAAAUCGCAGCGCUUGUAUGUUUUGAGUCUGAAAGAAUCAAGAGUUUCUGGAAAACUGCGGAUGGCAACUUUGGUGGUGACGAGAAUUCUUCCAGCACUGGAAGAAUACACAGAGCACGACCUUCACAAGUCCGAUGACGAACUGAUGGACGACGUUGUCAAAGGCAUCAAACAACCGAAGAUCAGUCAUGGAGCUGUUUUGCUGAGUUUGUUUUCACGAAGCAUGUUACCAAUGCUGGUAGCAACGUGUGCGAGUGGUGCAACGGCUCAAGAGUUUGACGAGACCUAUGUCCCUGACUCCAAUGCAGUUGCGAAGAACAACAGCAUCCCGAACUAUGCCAACUACUUCGGGGUCUACAUCUCCAUCUUCCUCACCGUGAUCCUCGCCGUGAACAUGGACAAGAUUCUGAAGUAUGUGACCUACAAGGUGACGAAGAAGCUCUACAGGCCUUUGCCGGCCGUGAAGGAGGAAGACACGACAGAAGCGAUGGAUGUGGACGAAGAAGGCGAUCCCGACAUGAUGGCGAAUCGCAUUGCUGCACUCAAGCGGAAGGUCAUGGAUGUGAACGCAGCAAAUCGUGCUGCCAAGAAGAAGAUCCAAGAUCAACAAGGAGAACUGGAUGAGCUCAGAGAUGACCUACGCGAAGCCAAGACGGAGAUCACAUCAUGGAUAGACUGCGCCGACAACUACAGCGCCAAGACCAACAUGUGCCUGGCGGAUUCGGCGAGCUACAAGAGAGAUCUCCAAGAACUCAAGACCGAGCACGAGGAGCUGAAAGACAGGUACGACCAGGCUCAGAACGACAUCAACACCCUGGAAGAGCAGGUGAGACGUCAACGUGAAAGAGGAGAUCAACUUUGUGACAAGGUGGAUGAUAUACAAGGUGCGCUGCAGCACUCCAAGAAUGCCAACGCGAUGGCUGCACGAGCCAAUGCCAGCAAGGACGCGAAGAUUGCCGAGCUGACAGCUGCGCUGCAAACUGCGAAGCAACAGGCUCAGACAGUCAGACCAAGCCGUGCUGCCGACCAGAACGAGGUGGCCGAGCUCACGCAGAAGAUCACCGACCUGACCAAGAAGAACGAGGACUUGGACAGGGAGAAGAACGUCCUGAAGGCGACCUGCGAGCAGCGCGCUCGUGAGAUCCUCGGCCUAAGAGAGGCCAAUAGGGAGGCAAAAGCCCCUCCGACUGUGCAUAUCACGCGAGGUGGGUCAUGCUACCAUAGCGACGGCUGCAACCACCUGAGCCAUGCCGGUCAGCCAAGAGCUGUAGUGGAGUUGCGCAAAUGCCGUGACUGCUGGCCGUGA
Cladocopium goreaui is the source of this 9057-nucleotide messenger RNA. Lineage: Eukaryota; Dinophyceae; Suessiales; Symbiodiniaceae. The record is from the annotation of a GenBank genome assembly.